Molecule: messenger RNA, 5352 nt
Organism: Effrenium voratum
Lineage: Eukaryota; Dinophyceae; Suessiales; Symbiodiniaceae
Source: the annotation of a GenBank genome assembly
AUGGCGAAUGACUUGGCGUCCGAGGCGGACGUGCGCUUUGAAUCCGAAGGCCUGGAAAGUCCAGACCAGGCAGUCGUGAAAGUUGGCGCCGAUGAAGAAGAGCAAGAUGGUGCAGGCGACGAAGAAGCAGAGGCUGAGCAAGCACGGUGGCAGUCGAUGUUCCAUCAUGCUGAUCCAGGGUCUUCACACGGGGCCGUCCACGCCUUCUUUGAUUUUCUGGAUCAUAUCAGCGAAAAAAUCCGGGAUGAGAUGGAGUCGACCUUCGCACAUUUAGGUCUUCUUCUUGCUGACCAUGCUUGCAAGUUUUGCUUGGGCGGCAUCAUAUUUGCGCUGGUUUGCAUGUCAGGGCUUCCUUUGAUCACAUUCGAAAGAGAUAUCUACGAACUUGUUCUUGAACAGAACUCACCAGCUGCGCUGGAUCAUUUUGAAGGGCAAGAUAUUUUCAAGAACAAUUUGUCGGAAAGUGACCGUGCUAUGAGCGUCCUCUAUACGCUGCCCAACGGCAAGAACAUCUUGGACUCGCCAUACUUUGAAGAAGCCCUUGCAAUUCACAAUGAGAUCAAGAAUAACGUAACCUCAAAGGAGCGGAAGGAAACGUAUGACCAAGAUUGCAUCCGUUUCUUCGACAAUCCAAACGAGUCGUGCAUUGUGUUUUGCCCAUUGGACCUGCCGUAUCAGGUUGCACUUCACAAGGGGGGGAGAGGAUUCCGCAACUCUACAUACACAAUGAUGGGUGACCGAGCACGCGUGGAGCAAAAUCUGAGUCCAGAAGACGACCAUGGGCAUUUCGAGUUUUCAGAUGGCUUCAUGUGCAAAUAUGAGUCCAGCUCGAAUGAUUGGAAGUUCGGAGCUGUGCUUUGGGCACAAGAACGGCGCGCAAGCUCUACGGGUAAUGUCCGAAUCUCGGCUUACAGCUCAGCAUUCGCUACAGAGGAAGUGUUCCGUGGCUCUCUCCAAGAAGGGCACUUGUUCGCCUUGGCCUUUGUGGUCGUUUGGUUGGGCUGCGGCGGUGCGAUGCAUUUCAUCAACUUUGAGAACCAUUCAUGGGUCAAUCCAACCAACUGGUUCACUGCGACUAUAUGUAUUGUGAGUGCGGGUCUUGCAAUGUUGUCUGCUUUGGGCUUAUGUGGCUACUUGACCCUUCAGGGGCUGAAGGUUUCAACUUCAUCAUUGUUCGUGUCCUUCUUGAUCCUUGGCAUUGCCGUCGACGACAUGAUGAUCCUUGCUGGGCUUUUCUUCGAAGCACCCAAGGAUCAUACAUUGGCAGAACGGCUGGCUGCCAGCUUUGGCUCAGCAGCAGCAUCCAUUACCUUGACGAGCAUUACUACAUUGGCAGGCUUCCUUGCGGGGUCAGCAGUGGACAUGGUAUGGAUCAAAUCUUUCACUCAGGUGGGGGCACUUGCAGUGAUAGCAGACUAUAUCAUCCAGCUCACCUUCUUUUCAGGAGCCUUUGCCGCAUUCCAGCGAGGAUACGGCAAACUGCAUGCAUCCACAAAGGAUCGAGGUCAUGCUCAUUCGGCGUUGGAGAAGUAUGCCAGGUGGUCUGCACAUAGCACAGUAUGCAAAGGGCUGACAUUCUUUCUCUUCAUUGCAGUGAUCUUUGUGUCACUCUAUGGAACACAGAGAUUGGAGGCGUCCUUUCAUCAAAAGGUGAAUAUGCCCGAUGAUUCCCACUACCACGAGUAUCUACAAGAUGGACUUGAUUACAUGGGACAAUACGGUCAAAAUAGUGUGUACCUUAUGAUGCAACAUCAAGUUCUGCCAGGACCAGAUGUCAUGCGAGCUACUGCAGAGUAUGCACAGCGGAUUAGAGAACUUAAUGGGCAAAAGGCAUACAAAUCAGCAGCAACAGAUUGGACCGUGGCUAUGCAACUUUGGAUGUCUAUCCAGUCCAACGCAGAACGUUUGAGGGUCCGCACAAAUGCCACAACCUUUGGAGUGGCUCUUGGAGAGUCUUUGGACGGCACACUUCGGAGCCAGUUCUUUACUUUGGCAACGCAGUGGCAGGGUGUUGCCAUGGCCUACUUGUCCAGUGGCCUUGCUGUGCAAUCCGCUUUGGCAGAAAUACAUGGCAUGGCUCAAGACCUGCAGCUCGGGCCACACCAAGCGCUCACAAACACCAGCACCACCCUGCGUGAAGUCCAGGUUGCCCUUAACACAACUCGCUACAGCUACGGCAACUAUACUCAGGAGCUUGGUGCUGGCUUGCGCAGUGCGCUUGAUGCUGCCCUUGUGCAUCUUUAUGCUGCAGCUGAUGCAUAUGAGUCCGGAGGCAGCUUUUCUGCAGCGGAGAGUCUCUUGCAGCAGGCUGCAACUGCAUUCAACUCAUCAACUCCAGCCAACACGCUGAAUGUUACUGCAAUUGACCAUUUGGACGAGGUAGCAACGCAUUUGCUGGAGUCGGUGUACGCAUUCAAUGCCUCAGUUGGAGUGCGCCUUCAGAGAAUGGCCGCCUCUUUGAAUUUUGCGGCUGUGAGCUUCUACGAGGCCUUGCCCAGCGAUGACCGACUUUUGGGCAAAUACAAUGUGCAGUUCGGGCAACGAGAAUUUCUGCGAAGGCUUGGCGACUUGUUCAAGUACUUCGCGGAUCCAUACACCGAAGUCGUUUUCAAGCAGUGGUGGAACACAACGAUGUUUCCAAUGGAGUCGGUUGGCAUCUACGCACGAAAUACUGCAAAGACAUUGAAAGCAAUGCAACAAGCGGCAGAGACUUUUGCUGCAUCUGAUCCUUUGAGUCCGUUGGCAACCACUUGCAAUGAACUUCGGGUGGCUUUGAGUGCUUCGCCGAAUGCUGCCUUCAAUGCUGCUGCCACCAAAGCUUUCGCAGUGCUUGUGGAGUCUGCAGCAAAGCAUGCAGGAGACGAGGUGAGCUUGGCUCAUCUUGAGCAGCACUACGAGUCGGGGGCCUUGAGAGAUUCAGGAGAAGAUGACAAGUGUUCUCCACAAGAGGUUGCUCUUGAAAGCUUGCGCCGUGGUCUGGCUUAUGGAGUUGCUCAGUACCGAUCUACUGCCAUGUGGAAUGCUUAUUCAAACUUUUCUAUGGCAGAAGCACGCAGAUGGUUGACCAGCAUUGUAGGACAGGUCACAGACCUGAACACGCCACAAGCGGUCACUGCGACUCGAAGGUUUGCUGGUCAUCAGUGGCUUUCGCUGGCAGGCGAACGAGACCAGGUGUCACGUGAGCGAGAGGCAGAGCGCAGGGCGCAACGGGCCCAGCGUGCGGUGGACGCUGCACGCCGCUCGCGCUUGGCCAGGGAGGCAGCCUUCGAAGUCUGGGAAGAUGUGGACAACUAUGAGGAGAGCUUCGGAAGCGAGAUGGAGAAUGUGGUUUUCAAUGAGGAUCUGAAGCCAGGUUUGCUGCGAGCUUCCGAGGUGAGGCGUCCAGGAUUCCCACGAACCGUGACCGCAAACCAAUCUUGGCAGCUCUUUCAAUCUUUCCUCAGCAAAGACUUCCAGACGAAGCUGCUCGAUGAUUUGGAGGACGCGGAUCCAACAGAACAAGGCACCGUGUUGCUGAAUGGCCAGAUCAAUUCACAAAUGAGAAGAAUUCGGCGAGCCAGCGCGCGGGAGCGAAGCUUUGAGAAACGAAUGUGGAGUCGGUCUGCAGCUACGUGGGAAGCGAAGGAAUCUUUUCUCGCUGCCUUCAACCUUGAUGACAUGCUUCAGGAGAGGCAAGCAGCAAGGGAUUCCAGGUAUGGCGAGAGAGAUGAAGAUUACUUUCUUUCCAUCAGAGAUUAUGGCAUUCCUGAUGGUAACUUGCCAGGUGAGCUUCUAGGCUAUGACACCAAAAGGGUCAAGUCAGCAGAGCUCCUCUCCAAGGAGGCAGGAGUUUCAGAGGAGGCAUGGCAGCGCAUGGAUGACCAGGCCGAGGUCCAGAACGAGUCAGCGCAAGAGAAGAGGACAUCUCUCACUGGACUUCUUGAAGCUUUCGUGGUUGGUAAGAGGACUACGCCGAAAGAAGAUGAUCUGAAGGUUCAGAUUGCGGAGCUGCACAAUGAUGACUUGAAGCAAAGCGCAGCUCGACGUGAGGAACUUGAAGAUCUCCGGGAUGCUAUUCGCUUGAGUCAAAUUGAGGAUGGACUUGCUUAUGACUUCUUUGCGCAAAGUGGAGAGUGGUUGAGGUCCCUUGGUUUGCUCAACAACCUCACCUCAAUGUCUACAAUCUAUCCAGAGCUAUACAUGGCAUUUUUGGGUCAGGCACGCAGACAUUUGGAUGAGAUGGAGCGAGACAUGAGCUACAAAUCCGGUACCUUGGGUGAUAUGGACUUCAACACCUUGAGCACAGACCUUGGGUACGUGGCGUCCAACUUGACCCAAUCGAUUGUGACUCUGUUGCUCAACCAAAGUGGGAUCGAUACAUUAGACACUGCCAAAGUCUUCAUGGAUGCGGCGGUUGUGAACCAGGCUAUGUCUGCUUACAUUAAGCCAGACAUUGUGGUGGAAGAAGAUGCCGGUCGAGACCAACAGGGUUUGCUGCGAGUUUAUUGGACAAGAGUGAAAGUCGGAUUCCGAGCAAAAAAUAUGUGGACGGAGGAUGGCUUUGAAGAGGACUAUCGUGCAAGCUUGGAAGCGAGGCGAUUGGCCGCAGAAUGGGCUGCAAAUGUACAGAAACUGCAAGAACGUCAUACCAACUAUUGGAAGGAUAUUUCGAUGGGCGACCCGUGGGAGAUCGGAAAAGCGUUCUCCUCGGGGCAAGUCUUCAGAAACCUUGACUCUAAGCAAACAUUGUUGGGCAACGUGAUGACAAGCUUGAUCUACGUGAACAUUUUGAUGGCAGCCUUUUGCUUCAUAUUCCUGGGGCCACGACUGGGGCUGCUUUUGUUGCCUUGCAUCGCUUUGAUGACGUUGGUGAUAUUUGGUUUCUAUGGCAUUUGCGGAUUCAAGAUCGAUCCAAUCUUGGCUCUUGCCUUGCUCCUUUCGUCGGGCACGACCAUUGAUUUUAUCCUUCAUUUUGUUAUGGCAGCGGCCGCUUGCAGCCCUUCCAAUCCCAAUAUUCAUGUUUCUGGCUCUCAGAGAUACAUUGUGGCAAUGAAGAGCGCAGGGGUAGGAAUUUUUGCUUCUUAUGCUACAACAAUGCUUGGCAUUAUCCCCAUGGCAUUUGCCCGAUUGAGUGCUAUCAGGUCACUCUUCUUUGCAUAUGUUAUCAGCUUGAAUGUGGGGGUUUUCUUUGGUUUGGUCUUCAUCCCUUUGGUCUCCAUCUACGUCUACGGAGUUGAUCUUGCUCCUAGAGGAGCCAAGAAAAAAACUGAGAAGGCUGAAGAGCAUGAAGUGCACGGCGCCGGAGCCCGCUUGGCGAAGAAAAGGAACAGUGUCACAGAGACGCAGCAACCGUUGGCCGAAAUGCACAUUUGA